GGGGAGAUUUAUGUAUUUCCGGUUACUUUCUUUGGCACUUCCGUUCAUUUGUUAAAAAUGAAAACAAGCUAAUGCGCACUUUAUUAGCUAUUUACUUCUUCCGUUCACUAAUCACAAUAUGGACGUAUACGUUAUGUACACUACAAGUUUGUGCUUCUGAGUUAAUAUUCUUAAGUGAUUAAUUGGAUGUACUGUCAAUUAGUAUUUGAUAAAACGACACAUAUCGGUUAGCUCACCUAGCGUUAGGCUAAAAACAGCUAGCUAGCAGUUCAAGCUAAGCUAGUUUGUGAUUAGCUUUCCAUGUGCGUGAGAGGCAGCAAUGGUGUACAAGCGGGGCUUGAGGCUGAUGAUAAAGCAGCUGGAUAUGUUAAUAAUGCCGUAUAUUUCCUUUGUACUCGUACUGUUGUUUUAUCCAACUGCAUACCAGCCCGGUGAUGCGUGUGCUAGCGUGGCGAAGGAGGGGGGAACCAGCAGCGCCGCCACCCUGUUAUGCAGGGCGUGCGGACAUGAGCUGGCGGUCGGUUCGGACAUCCACUUCGUUCCCAGUCGACUGGCGCUGUCCAGCCGAAACGACACGAUGAUAGGGGGCCGAAGGGUUAACAUCCAGCUUUUUGAAAACCCCCACGGAAACCAGUUUGAGGUGAUUACGUUCAGAAAGGCAGAAGUUACCCAGCACUGGCCGGCAGAUAAACACUUCUCCUGGUUCCCAGGGUUCUCAUGGACGGUGGCCACCUGUCCUCGGUGUAAAACUCAUUUAGGUUGGGCCUUCCAGCCCAAUGACUGGCCGGACACCGUCACAAAAACCAAAUUUGAAGAGUCUGAGCACACCUUCCUGGCUUUAAUCACCCAUCGUCUAUUAAGAGAAGACUUUGCCUCCAGCCUGCUAAUGACUCCAAAAUCCUUCAUGAGCUGAUCCACUUAACCCAGGUGCCUUUGUUGCUACCCAAUUCUAUUUUUUUUUAAAUAAAUUCUAUGCACCCACAUGUAAACACAGUAAGUUUUAUUAUUUUUAACAAAGCAAGUUUAAACCUCAAAUUUUAAACAGUUUUUUCUUUGCAGCAGAAAAGAUAAAAGGUGAUUAGAUGCAACUUCUGAGAUAACAGGUAUUUUUAUUCUACCCAUGAAGCAGUGGGGGCCAAAAUUUACAAGCUUUUUUUCCAUUUUGUUCUUUAUUAAAAAUGUCAUUUCAAAUCUCAUGGAUAUCUGUAAAACAAUACAAUGAAAAAAAAAAAGUCCCAUAGAAAUGGUGUCAAAAUAACCACUCUCCCCAAUAACCAACAUACUCCUGGCCCUCCCCCUAAACAUUACAAGUCAAAGGAAUGAGCUGGUACUCGUUAAGCACAUAGGGGGAAAAUACGUUUCAAGGGAUCAACACCCCCACUGAAAAAAAGAAGAAAAAAAUGGAGGGAAAAUUGAGGUCAACUAGCGCUGGGUCACUACACCAUGGCUUUAAGUCAAUUUACCACACAAUCGUUAACAGGAGGAAUUCUGUGCGUAUUGUCUUUAAUUUCUACUCAGGAUGCCGUGCGGAUUCUAUUUUUUAUACUUUUAUUAUUUUUGAGAUGACUUUGGGGAUGGUACUCACAAUUCAGGGCAAAGUGCCAUUGGCCUUAUGAUGAGUCGAAGGAGAACAUAACAUAACAUGGCACCAACAAGGUGAAGAGGCUUCAGAGUGGAAAAUGAAGCACACAUUUAUAAAAUAAAAAAGUAAAAAA
Etheostoma cragini (Arkansas darter) is the source of this 1715-nucleotide messenger RNA. RefSeq lists its product as uncharacterized. Bases 320 to 913 code for a protein of 197 amino acids. The transcript is spliced from 2 exons. The record is from RefSeq and is a predicted model, not a curated record. NCBI's taxonomy places the organism in Eukaryota, Metazoa, Chordata, Actinopteri, Perciformes, Percidae.